Rhipicephalus sanguineus (brown dog tick) is the source of this 4762-nucleotide messenger RNA. RefSeq names its product zinc finger protein 776-like. Lineage: Eukaryota; Metazoa; Arthropoda; Arachnida; Ixodida; Ixodidae. Gene Ontology annotation, molecular function: DNA-binding transcription factor activity, RNA polymerase II-specific; RNA polymerase II cis-regulatory region sequence-specific DNA binding. The coding region runs from base 276 to 941 and encodes 221 amino acids. The transcript has a single exon. Gene Ontology annotation, biological process: regulation of DNA-templated transcription. The record is from RefSeq and is a predicted model, not a curated record.
GCAGUUGGCGUCAGUCAAACCAGUCAAGGCCACGCUGCGGAGCAUUUGAGAUAAGCUUACUGAGAACUGUACAUAGUAUUGUACAUAGUCUGUACGUUAAAAGGAAAGCAAAAAAGUAUUAGCAGACACCGCUGGGGCAUCUUCAGUCUGCAGGUAUUUGGUGUGUUGUGACACCACAUACUCGAACACAUGAAGGUCUCGAAAAAGAAGUCGUAGAGGUUGAGCUAUUUGGACCUCUAAGGCACUGUGACGCAGACUGCUCGCUGCUGAUAAUCAUGGCAUUGUUAAAGCCUCUAAUAACCCACAGUUUUGUACUCGGGAUUAUCUCCUGUCCUUUCUACAAAAAGCAAUACUCUGGUGACCUGUCUUCUUUUCUUUCUGCAGCACCUUCCGGCCAUCCAGCAAAUAAGGACAAUGAAGAGUCACGUCGGGGACGCCGCCACCACUGUGACUUCUGUGACUAUGAGACUGAUCAUACAUAUCAUCUGAAAGAACACAUCAGGGUUCAUACAGGCGAGCGGCCAUUUAAGUGCCAUUUGUGCCCUCAGAGCUUCACAAAGAAGUGUUCAUUGAAGUAUCACUUGUGUAGCCACACAGGUGAGCGACCAUAUAAAUGCCACCUAUGCCCCGAGAGUUUUUCUCAUGGUUCUACAUUGACGGGCCAUCUGCGCACCCACACAGGCAAUAGGCCGUUUAAGUGCCACCACUGCGAAAAGAGUUUCUCACUUGGGAGAACACUGAAGGAUCACCUGCGCACACAUACAGGCGAGCGUCCAUUUAAAUGCCACCAGUGCCGAAAGAGCUUCUCACAUAGAUCUACAUUGAAGGGUCACCUGCGCACACACACAGGCGAGCGGCCAUUUAAGUGCCACUUAUGCCCCGAGACAUUUAUGCGGAAAAUCAGCCUCACUGGACAUCUGCGCAAACAUGAAUGCAAGUGACCAUAUUAACCAGCUCUGCUAACCCAGUUGUUUUAUAAAGCCACAUUUUGUUAGUUCUUUCCAGUGUGUUCUGACUGCACAAAGUUGUGCCAAAUGUUAAAAGUGUACGUCUAUUAUUUAUAGUGACUUCACUGUUUCCAUUAGAGCCUCGUUAUGGAUGCAGUAAAAUUUGGUAACUAUGUUAGAUUACAUUACAGUGAAGCUAUGUACGGUUGGGAGAUUUGUCCAUUUGUGUGCAAAGCCCAUAGUAUGUGUGCCGCAGAAAUUGGGCAAACCGCACUACUUGCCACCGGUCCAGUAAAUAUAACCAGUCAUAUAUGCCUUAUGUUACAAACCAGAGGAAAAUUUAUGUUCAUAAUGAUGAGCGAGCGCACCUUUGCAUUGUCUAAUGCACAUCUUUUGUACAAGCCAUGCCACUCACUUGCACACACUUGAAGAUGCGGUACUAUUUACCACCAAGGUCACCGCCAUGUCUGAAUUGGAAAUCUGCUUGCAUGUCCUAUGGAAUUCUGGUUCUUGAUAUUUGGUGUCUCACUAGGUUAUUUCAGUGUUCUGCAAUAAGACAGCCACCUAUAUGAACAUUCCUUUAACGAAGAGAUGUCAGUGUGGGUGUCGCCAGAACACAUUAGUAGGUGUAGUUUUUCUGAGGUGUUAGUGUGCUGAAUUGUAGGAAAACCCCUGCGGCAGAAGUAGAAGGAAUAUUUGAUGCCAUGCUAUAUUUCCAAGCUGAGCAAUGUCUCAAGUUUAUACGAACAUCAACAGCGUGGAUACACAGACGCCAGUUCCCGAUUCAUUAAGCCAGUGGUAUCUUUUUCUUCUUUCUCAACCAUUCUUUUCAAAAUAAUUUUCAAUUUAACAUCAGAGCACUGACCUUCUACGUCUUAUUUUCUUGAUAUUUGUCCUAUGUAUUCUCCAUGAAAGAAAAGUAAUGUUGUGGUCAAGCUUGCACUACACCACUUGAGUGAAGAUUAAACCAAAUGAACACAUAAGGAUUGUUCUCAUCAUGAUGAGCACCAUAUGGCACUCUGCUUGUGGAAAUGCUUAUUCCAUACUACAUUCCUCGAUAACACUUACUCCAGUUUAUCCAGUGAAGUUUUGAACAGUGUAUUUGUGUCGGCUUGACGAUUUAAAGUGCACUCAUUAUAUUCUCGUGUACAGACUCUAGACUCCGGUAGUGUUUAGACUGCUCUGAUACAUUCCUUGGCAAAUUUUGACAUUGACUGGUCAAUAUCUUGACACUUCCGUGACCUUCUUAGAUACCCUUGCAUGUAUAUCAUGUUUUUCUUUUUCUUAUUUUUUCGUAGUGUAGAUGGUAACUUUGUGGUAGGAAGUAAACAUUUAUUUGCUGAAAUAGUGUGCCGUUACAGAAUGUGUGGAUGUACCUCCUCCGUCAAAAAAAAAUUAGGCCAAAUAUAAGAGAAUCGUUUUCAAGUUCUGGAGAAUUGUAGUUACUGGAAAGCUGACGGCGGUAGGGUGUAGUGCCUAUUUUCCUCUCUGGCAUGUGAAGCAUUGCAAAUGCUGCGAAAUUUCGAUGAGACUUCUCUUAUUCAGCUUCUAUCAUUGACAUAGUAACUUUUGUUUGAUGAGACAUGGUGCAUGCAGGUUCUCUAGGUGCUUGAAAUUGAAAGGUGCGUUUUACAGACCAUUCAGAAUCCUGGAAUCAUGAUUUCCUCUUAAAAACCCUUCAAUAUUAUAAGUAAUACAGCUCAUGACUAGAGUUCUAAGGUCGCCUUACUCAUUCCUACAAUUAGCGUAUCCAGACGUCGGGUGGAAGGGGGGGGGGGGCAUGUUUAAAGAAGGUUGGGGGUGGAGAAACCUACUCCCCAUUUGUUGACAUUUUGUAUGCGUAUAUGCAUAAUUGUGCACAUGAAAACACUAGCACCAAUUCACACAGGGGGGUAUCAUCCUACUGCUCAUUUAACUUCCCCGCCGAUUAGCAUUCUUUCUCCUCCAACACUUGAUCUCUUGGCUCAUGUUAUGGAGACUAAUCGUGAAAGCCUCCUACGCUUCUGACACUUAUUUCGUUUUGUAUAUUGCAUUCUCUCUCUUUUUUGUCAAACAAUCAGUGCACAAAAGUGAAGUUGAAUUCACUCGUACCUAUGUUUGUUUGUGAAAUGCUCCAUAAAGCUUAGGGGGGACAUGGUGUGUGGAGAUAUUUUCUGUAUCUUAUGUCCAAACCUGAUGAAAUUAAAUAGACUUCUUUGGUUUUUCAUGCUGAUUUCAAAUAUACAAUAAUUUUUCUUGUAAGCAAACUGGUUUAUGAGAUACACAAAGCUGCCUCUCUAUUGUUUCCGGAGACAAUAGGAGAAAAGCCGCUCAGCAGAAAGUGAAUAUUAUCGGAUAGCUAGAUACUAUGUGCAAUAAGUGCAACGCUGCAAGCAGUUUUCAGAUCGGAUCAUAACUAGUCAUUCUGCAGAUGAUCAAAAUUCAGUGUUUGUACCAUGACUACCAUGAAGAAAAAACAAAAUCAAUUUUAAAAAAUCUAUGAGCAGAAAACUAGAAUUCUCCUCUCAGCACUUUGUGAUACACAGCUUGGGCUUUAUGUUAAAAGAGUAAUUACAGCUCUAGCCGUUCUAGAUCAUGAGAUAUCACUCCGACAAGCUAAAUAAAUGACCCAAAAACAUUUAACGUUCAGCUCGUACUCGUUGCACAGAUCUAAACUGCAGAUGAAAUACUGAUCUUAUAAGACUUCUCUUAGGCUUUACAUGCGAAAUAAUAGCUGUAGAUGUCAAUAAUAUAAUUUAAAAAACACUUUUUUCUUUGAUGAUUUUUUGGUCUCCACAAGCCAUGUCCCCCCUUAAGAACUCAUGAACAUCAAGUAUUGUACGAGAAAGUCCCAGCUAGGCUGGAUAUUUCCUACAUAAUAUUUUUUUCUCCACAUUACAGUAAAUUCAGUAAAAGUGUCUCUACUGUUCUUGAAGUGUUAAUGCAGUAAAGAAGCGUGACAUGGAAUUGAUGAGGUCUUAAUAGUCUUCGAUUACCAAUGAAUUUUUGUUCCUGAAAUCUGCACAAGCACUCUGAAGAGCACUGCAUUUGGUAAUUUGACUUGAUGCUGGCAUGAAUGUCUAUUUUAGAUAACACUUUAAUUGCGCUUUAUGUGUGUCUAGAUCAUGUCGCUAGUUUUGGAACGUUACAUUUGUAGCCUGGCUGUGUGCCAUGUGUGGACUGUGUGAUGUUAAAUCUCAGUAUCGGUCACAUCGUUAUUACUUUUCCUGCAUCUGUGUAGCUGGUGCCUUCUAUGAUGUCUGGUAUGCGAUGAAAUGUUAUCUUUCUGUAUUGUGUUCAUACUUUCGUUACCUCUACGCUCUGUACAUUCAUGUUUCUUGUUUUGCUUUUUUUAACUUCUUUCUUAGAAAUGUUUCUUCGCAACAAUUAAGCUUGUUGCCAUGUUUAAAGAAAUCGGUUGUAUAUAACUAUGUUUCUGUGCACUAAAUAAACUUCCAUCUUUCUUUUAUGUCCAUUAAUUAUUUCUUCAUAAUAUUUCAAUCUUGGCACUAAUAACAUGUCAAAUAAGUUGAAUUUCAUUGUAUUGAAUGCUCUAAAAGAAGUUGAGUGAUGGCUCUUCUGUGCUAAUUUAUUUUUGCAAUAGAAUUUAGUUAUAGAAAAUUUUCAUUAUAAAUAAUAAUGAUGGAACCGCGGUAAUCCAUCUGCUUACAUAAUCUGCUCGUCAGUCCGAAUAUGGUUUUGGAAGUGCUGUUCACUGGCAUCAACUUUCUUGUUCCUUUUCUGUUAUGAUGCACAUCUCUGAGAACUGUACAAAUGGUUUAAUUUGAACAUUUGGAAAGCACCUAAUUUAAACUUCGAACCUGAAAUUCACUAUU